Molecule: messenger RNA, 1412 nt
Organism: Drosophila ananassae
Lineage: Eukaryota; Metazoa; Arthropoda; Insecta; Diptera; Drosophilidae
Exons: 4
Coding region: 86-1366 (426 amino acids)
Source: RefSeq, a predicted model, not a curated record
AAAAAACAACGCCAAUUCAGCUUAGUGUUCAAAAAGCUGUUGCCGGAAAACACUAAAUUGAGAGAGAAUUUCAUAAUUUCUUAAUAUGACUGACGAAAUAGUGAACCCCAACAAGCACCUGAUAAUCCCGGACUGGAUCAAUGAAAAAUACUUUUCAGGCGUUCUGGCCAAGGACGAGCCAGAUCAUGUGAAGGUUCUGAAAUUCACGCCAGUGGCUGCCAUUCCUCCUGGCGAAAAUUUCACCUCGACCAUGCUGAGGAUCCACAUUAAAUUAGAGAUGAAAGAUGGCAGUUCCAAGGAUAAGACAUACAUUUUUAAAACGAUGCUGCCCGAGGAGCGGGGUGGCAAGGACAUCGCCGAGUUCGGCCUGUUCCCCAAAGAGGCUAAGAUGUACGAAACAUACCUUCCGGCCUUCGAAGCCCUUUACAAGAAGGCUGGCUGGGACAUUCAACUGGCGCCAAAAUGCCUGCACACCGAGGAACGGAAUGGAGACAUUCACUUUAUCUUCGAGGACUUGCGCGAUGGAGGAUUUGGGAACCUAGACCGCACAAAGGGGCUCGACAUGAGGCACAUGACGGCGUCAUUGCGAAAACUGGCGGAAUAUCAUGCAGCCAGUGCGGUUUACGAGGAACAAAAUGGUCGCUAUCCGGAGGAGUUUUACGAGGGCUUCGUCACUCGGUCGGUCAAAAAGUUCCACAUAGACGGUUUUAACAUCAAGGAAAAGGCCUACAAGAAAGCCAUGCUCAGCUGGGGAAUGCCAGACGCCGAGAAAUAUGUUGACAAGUUUCCAAACGCAGAGCAGUAUUGGGCGCAGGGCCUGGCCACUUUAAGCUAUGAGCCAAAUGAGUUUUACGUUCUCAACCAUGGAGACUUCUGGUCCAGCAAUCUCAUGACGAACUAUCUGCCCGACGGGAGCCUGGAUAAACUCAUCUUGCUAGACUUCCAAAUAUGCAAGUGGGGCAGUCCUUCCGAGGACCUACUCUUCUUUUUGAUUCUGUCAUCUCGAAACGACUUGAGAAUUAAGGAGUUUGACAACUUUGUGAGGAUCUACUGGGAGCGCCUCGUCGAGUGCCUGAAGGUCCUGCAAUACAAGAAGCCUUUACCUGCACUCCGAGAAAUCCAAAGGUCCAUGUACCACAAGAACUCCUCCUUCUACGCUUUCUUCAGCAUAUUAAAUCACCUGCCGAUAAUCCUGUUCCCCACCGACAAGGACAGUAACAUCCACAACAUGUCCGCGGAAACCCCGGAGGGUGAGAGACUUAGAGAACGACUGCUAUCGAAUCCUGCCUUCGGCAGCGUUAUGAAGGAUCUGUAUCCCUUCCUCUACAACAGGGGGAUCUUGAACUUCGAAGAUUACGACGAAUGAUACAUAUGAACCUUCUGUUGCCAAAUAAAUGUAUUAAAUAUGUUAA